UCACCAGAAAGUUUCGAGGCUCAGUUGUUGUCGCGUUCACCUUCGUUGCGGUACAUGUAGAUUUACGUGUCCGAAAUUUAGCGCAAUUAUAGUGAAAUCGCAAUGAGAUAAAUCGGUAUUGCAUUUUACGAGGAGCUGACGAAAUUUUUGGAAACAGAGAGAAACUUUAACAUGCAAGCGAUGGAAAACGUAGUAUCGACCAUUGGGACGUCUAAUUGUGAGACAAAGAAAGAAAUUAGGCAUCAAGGAUUUCCAUUUUUGUCGGUCAGGAGCAUAGUGAAUUUCGAUAGAAGGGAACGAGAAUGUUUGAUCGAAAACAAAAUUAGCGACGCCGAGAAAUCUACAAUUAUAUUUGAAGCCUACCGAAAGCGUGAUUUCAAAAUAGAAAAAGUAGAAGAUGAUGAUCACAACACCAGUUUCUUGUCUAAUACAGCUUACCCAAAGAUGGAAUCGGAGGACGAAGAACAAUCUUCCAGUACUUAUCCGAGGGAAGAAAGUGACAUGAAAAGUAAAGACGAUAGCCUCAGCAGCAGUUUUUCAUCCGAUACCUCUGACACAAAUUCGUAUUACAAUAUUGUUAGUGAAGAGUCUAAACUCGAGGACGACGUCAACAACGACGUCAGUGUAUCUCUGAACGAUAAUCCAGACCACGAUUCGCAAGCUGACGGUGAUGUUUACGGCAGUAUAAACCAACCCACAUCUAAUUACUUCGAGAUCAAAAGUCAAGAAUAUCAAAGGAGCGUCAAAUGCGUACCAGAAAUCAAAUGCGAUUCUGGUACGAGUCUUAGGGCAUAUUUGGACCACAUCUUUAGGAACGGGCCUGUAAAAAGCUGCAUAAACCAGAAGAGUCAUAGUACAAUAAACUACAUUAUCGGCGACGCUGUCAUAAACUGCUAUGAUAACAGCAACUUAUUAGGGGCCAACGAUGCCGCAAGCAGCGUCGAUGAAUUCACAAAGUCGAUAAUACCUUCCACAGAGGAUUCGAUAAUUCAGAAAAUUAGAGAAUGGGCGAUUUCGCACAAUAUCUCGAAAGAACAGGUGGAUGAUUUGCUGCAGAUUCUUCGGCAGAAAAUCUUGCCGAAUGCGCCAGUGUCCGGAGAAGCUUUGAUGGAGAGCGGUCUUUCAUCUGCAGUAGCUAUUACGUGUCCAGAAGAACUAAUCACGCUCAAAGCGUGCGAGCUGUUGAUGAAUAAAGAAUCUAUAUUUUUUGACAGAGGUUACAAGAGUUUAUUCGAAAAAUACGACGAUGCCGAGAAAAUUGAUAAGAUGAUGAAGAGAGGACAUAAUAUUAUCAAUUGUCCUAUGAAUUACAUCCAGUUCACAACGAAGUAUCGCAUCAAACUACCCAUCGAGAGCGUGAAAAUAUUUGAACACUUCGACCAGAAAGUAAAAACAGACCCUGAAUUUUACAAUGACUUGAGGGCAUUAAUCGUAUCGCAAUUGUCGGAGUUUUACACACUGCAAGACGCUCUUCUUCCUAUAAUGAAAUUGAUAUUGUCGGAAAAGGUCAUGGCGUUCUUUCUUUUGAGAAGGAGAACGGUUUAUUUAACCAAAAUGGCAUUUUUUAAGACUGCCUUCUCGGAUUGUCUAUACAAUUGUAAUUGUUACAGAGGUGAUAAACGAGUACGGAUGUUUUUGGUUAGAGGACAUAACAGAAACCGAUUACUUCAACACGAUUCUUAUGAUUCUUCACAAAGCAGAUUCGAAUAAAUAAUAGUGCGUCGCAAGAAACCCGUACAAAUUAUCACUAGUACAACUAUUCUAUAAAUUCGUAAAAUCGUGAGUAUUAUGCGUGUACAUCACAACAAUGUGCAAUUAACUUUUACCAAAUGGAAAUUUAUUUUAUAUUAAUGACAAAUUAUGCAUAUUGUCCGUUCAUGUCUCGCGUGAUCAAUCAGUGUUUAUAAUACGCUGGCCGGUUUCGUAUGAAUUGUAUGCGUGUGUAUUUAUUAAAAACGAUGUGUUUUUUAGCCGAAAUAUAUGACAAUAAUGUUUCGUGAUUUUUUUUAUUAAACAUUCGACACUCUUUCUACUGAAAUAAUAGAGCGCAUUUGAUACUGUUAGACGUGUGUGUAUAUAAGAAUUGUUUCAGAAGUACAUAAGCAAAUUUAACUUUAUACAACGAAUAAAUGUUUUGUACCGCGUUUAUCAGGGAUAAAUAUAAAUUUCUUUCUUUUUUACAGUG
Nasonia vitripennis (jewel wasp) is the source of this 2185-nucleotide messenger RNA. RefSeq lists its product as uncharacterized. NCBI's taxonomy places the organism in Eukaryota, Metazoa, Arthropoda, Insecta, Hymenoptera, Pteromalidae. Bases 172 to 1710 code for a protein of 512 amino acids. The transcript has 4 exons. The record is from RefSeq and is a predicted model, not a curated record.